AUGAAGGAAAACGCUGUACUUAAGUGGCAAAAAGUGUACAAUCCCAGCGGCCCUCAACCGCGACCCCGCCAUGGUCAUCGCGCGGUUGCCAUUAAAGAUUUGAUGAUUGUCUUUGGCGGCGGAAAUGAAGGGAUUGUUCAUGAGCUUCACGUCUUCAACACCUCAACAAAUCAAUGGUUUGUACCUGUCACUAAAGGAGAAGUGCCCCCGGGCUGCGCCGCCUAUGGAUUCGUUGUCGAUGGAACGCGCCUUCUGGUUUUUGGCGGCAUGGUGGAGUACGGCAAGUAUUCUAAUGAUCUGUACGAGCUACAAGCUUCACGGUGGGAAUGGAAACGUCUCAAACCUUUGCCACCAAAGCAAGGGUUGCCACCUUGUCCUAGACUCGGACAUAGUUUCACUCUAUUAAAUGGUAAAGUUUAUUUGUUUGGUGGUUUAGCUAAUGAAAGUGAUGACCCCAAGAACAAUAUACCAAGAUACCUAAACGAUUUAUAUACACUGGAGUUGUACCCGAGUUCAUCAAUGACUGUGUGGGAUAUACCUCUUACAUAUGGUCAAUCACCACCACCACGGGAAUCGCAUAGUGGAGUUGCAUAUACUGAUAAAAAUUCUGGAAAAUCUUCGCUUAUAAUUUAUGGAGGAAUGAGUGGGUCGCGACUUGGAGACUUGUGGGUGCUGGAUGUGGAUAGCAUGUCAUGGUCCCGACCAGAAUUAGGUGGCCCAGCUCCAUUACCCCGCUCACUACAUACCGCAACUGUUAUAGGUCAUCAUAUGUAUGUCUAUGGUGGUUGGGUUCCACUUGUUCCAGAUGAAUCUAAACUAGCCACACAUGAAAAGGAAUGGAAAUGUACUAAUACACUUGCUUCUCUUAAUUUGGAGACUAUGACAUGGGAUAACAUUGCUUUAGAUAAAUUUGAGGAAUGUGUUCCCAGGGCUAGAGCUGGCCAUAGUGCAGUAGCCAUACAGACCAGGCUUUACAUUUGGUCUGGCAGAGAUGGUUACAGGAAAACUUGGAAUAAUCAAAUAUGCUGUAAAGAUCUUUGGUACCUAGAAGUAGGUGUGCCUCCACAAGCAGGUCGAGUAGCUCUUGUUCGUGCAGGAACUACGUCCUUGGAGCUAUGUUGGCCCGGUAUGAGCACCGUAACUACAUAUCUUCUCCAAGUUCAAAAAUGCGGCAAGGUUACGCCAGCUCGUUUCCCAGCUGCAGCUGAACCUGUGGCAGCCCCUCCGCCUGCUUCUCCUGUUGCUUCACAACCUGAUGCUGCCAAAGCAUUUGGAUUAACUUUGCCAGUAACAACGGGUCUCCCUCCUAUACCUGCUGAGCUACCAGUGCGGCCAGUUGCAGCUACUGUUUCUCCUGCUCCUUCGCCCAUUGCUGCUAAUUCUCAAAAGAUUGUUUCUGGUGCUAUAAAAGUUCCUGCUCAAUCAGCCGCUGUCAAGAUUUCUCCAAAUACUCCAACACUAAAGCAUUCAUCAUACCAAGGAAAAACUGUAGUGAAGUCACCUGCUGCUGGUUCAUCAUCGCAACAAAUCAAGGUGGCUGCAGUCACACCACAAGGUGUUACGAGAAUCGUAAGUGGUGUAGCAACACCGGGCACGGUAAGAGUGUCGACCGCACAAUCGAACGCACAGAUUGUUUUGGGAACGACCACUGGCGCAUCAGGGACGCCCCGCUUCGUUCAAGUGAAGACUGGCACAAGUGCGGGAGUGCCGGUUAAACUAGGCACCGGCAACGUACCCGUUAAACUUGCAGGAAAUGCAGUACCCCUAAAGAUAGGGGCAGCUAAUAUACAGGGCAAAAUAGCAACAAAUACUGUACAAAAAUUAGGACAAGUUACGACGUCCAAUAUGCCAUUGAAACUUGGAGCGGGCAACGUCAAAAUCGGCACUAGCAACGUGCUUGUUAAGACAGCUGGGGGAGUACCAAUUCAAGCUGGAGUCGCAAAUUUACAAACAAAAGUUGCUACCGGCAUGCCUGUCAAGUUAGGCGCAGGUAACUUGCCAGUUAUUGGCAGCAGUGGUGGUGCUAUACAAAUAGCAGGCAAUGCUAUUGCUGGCCAACAGGUUAAAACACCAGUUUACAAGAUAGUCACAGCUAAAUCUAAUGAUCAGGUUACAACAAGUGCAGGUGCUGCCACAGGAGCAACAGUCCUCCGGCAGGCGGGUGGCAAUGCGGGCAUACCUGUUAUAAUCAAGAAGACACCCGGUGCUGGUAAUCAAGCAUCUUCAACUCCACAGUAUGUUACACUUGUAAAGACGUCAACAGGUAUGACAGUUGCGACAAUGCCAAAAAUGGCGAUGAUGCAGAAUCGCUCUGCAGUGCCAGUGAGCGCAGCGCAGGCGCAGGGUAUUGCACAGGGUGCCACGAUCGUAAAACUUGUAUCAGCAAAUACUGUAGGUGGCAACAAAAUUAUUACACUGCCCUCAAAUAUGUUACAGUUGGGUAAAUCAGGGGUUGGUGGCAAACAGACAAUCGUGAUUACAAAAUCAGCAGGGCAGGCAACGCAGCCCGGCCAGUCUCAG
Molecule: messenger RNA, 2520 nt
Organism: Iphiclides podalirius (scarce swallowtail)
Lineage: Eukaryota; Metazoa; Arthropoda; Insecta; Lepidoptera; Papilionidae
Source: the annotation of a GenBank genome assembly